Molecule: messenger RNA, 7690 nt
Organism: Engraulis encrasicolus (European anchovy)
Lineage: Eukaryota; Metazoa; Chordata; Actinopteri; Clupeiformes; Engraulidae
Gene: irs2b
Product: insulin receptor substrate 2b
Exons: 2
Coding region: 263-4207 (1314 amino acids)
Biological process (GO): insulin receptor signaling pathway
Cellular component (GO): plasma membrane; cytosol
Molecular function (GO): insulin receptor binding; phosphatidylinositol 3-kinase binding
Source: RefSeq, a predicted model, not a curated record
GCAGUGUGUAUUUUUUUCCUCCCUGCUUUUUUUGUAACUAAAGCUGGGAUGUGUAGGACGUCACAUGUUGUUUUUCCUCUUCAGUCCAGUCACUUAGCGAUAUGUGUUAUUUACUGGUUAACUGUUACGCACGCCGUGUGCGGUGGGCAUAGCUCGGAAUGAGAUAGAAGCGAGAAGUACGGUCGAGUUUCUCCUCCAUUCGCGCUUCAAGGAGAGAACAUACAAGUUAAGCGAGAAAGUGAGAGUUCCCCAGGACGCGAGAAUGGCGAGUCCGCCGCAAACAGGAGGACAGUUAAUUUCCAACGUCAACGUGAAUAACAACAACAUUAAGAAAUGCGGUUAUCUGAAGAAGCAGAAACAUGGACACAAGCGGUUUUUCGUGCUGAAGGAGCAGAGCGACGGCUACCCAGCCCGGCUGGAAUAUUACGAGAGCGAAAAGAAAUGGAAGAACAAAUCGGCAGCUAAGAGGGUCAUACCCCUGGAUUCCUGCUUGAACAUCAACAAGAGAGCAGACGCUAAACACAAACACCUCAUCGCCCUUUACACCAAGGACGAGUAUUUUGCCGUGGCCGCCGAAAAUGAGCAGGAGCAGGAAAAUUGGUACCAAGUCUUAACGGAUUUAAUGAAUGAGGGGCGAGUGUAUGACGGCUCGUGUAAUUCAGCCUCGUCGCUGGUGGGGUUUGACGAGUCGAGCUACGGUAUGAUUACGCCGGUGAAUGCCGCUUACAAGGAGGUUUGGCAAGUAAAUUUGAAAUCAAAAGGACUGGGUCAUACGCGGAAUUUGACGGGAGUAUACAGACUUUGUUUAUCGAGCCGGAGUAUUAGCUUCGUGAAACUGAACUCUGAGGCUGCUUCGGUCAGUUUACAGCUGAUGAACAUUCGGAGAUGUGGUCACUCAGACAGUUUUUUCUUCAUCGAAGUGGGCAGGUCCGCGUCCACGGGUCCCGGUGAAUUUUGGAUGCAAGCGGACGAUUCGGUCGUGGCUCAAAACAUCCACGAAACUAUUUUGGAGGCUAUGAAAGCUAUGAAAGAGCUGUCGGAGUUUCGACCGCGCAGCAAGAGCCAGUCCUCAGGUACGAACCCCAUCUCCGUGCCGAGCAGGCGGCAUUUGAACAACCUCCCGCCGAGUCAGACGGGGCUGCUGCGCCGCUCUCGGACGGACAGCAUAGCCGCCACAUCCCCUGUCACCAAAUUCUCAUCGUGUCGGAUAAGAACGGCCAGCGAGGGCGACGGAACCAUGACACGCCCCAUGUCUGUCACGGGGAGCCCCAUCAGUCCUAGCGUGAACCGGACCCAGCUGAGCCGGUCAAACACAGUGACAGCUCGCCCCUGUCGGACAUUCGAAUCCCCCUCCCUGCAGCACAGCAAAUCCAUGUCCAUGCCCGUGUCUCACUCCCCUCCCUCAGCCACCAGCCCCGUCAGCCUGUCCUCCAGCUCCGGGCAUGGCUCCAACCUGGAGAGCGCUCCCCGCCCGUCAAGCUGCAGCGCGUCCGUCUCUGGGUCUCCUAGCGACGCUGGCUUCAUUUCCUGCGACGACUAUGCCUCUAGCCCCGGGGAGGGUGCACGGGGCUAUCUGCUGGCCUCCAACCGUAGCAACACCCCCGAGUCCUUCACAGACACGCCGCCCUCCCAGGAGGGCAGCGACCUGCAUGGUUACAUGCUCAUGGAGCGCAGGCACAUGAUGGGGCUCACCCCCUUCACCCAUGGCAGCCAGCAUCGCAUGUCCCGGGUGGGCAUGAUGGCAGGCGACGACGGGCCCCUGCUGCUGGACCUGGAAAAGGCCUACAGGAAGAGGACCCACUCCCUUACCAUGCCUCACCAGAAGAGGGCGCCAGCUCAGGUCUCCUCGGCCUCGCUGGACGAGUACACCCUGAUGAGGGCCACCUACACCACCCCCACCUCGGCAUCCUCCUCCUCCCACAACCUGGCUGGCGGGGGACCCCUCUCCUCUGGCCGCAGCUCGCACACGGCCUCCCCGAAGGUCACCUACCCGGAGGACUAUGGCGACAUCGAAAUCGGAUCCCUGCUGAAGAGCCCGAGUGGACCCCACUUUCCCAGUGCUGGUGGUAAUGAUGGCUACAUGCCAAUGACCCCAGGCGCAGCCCCACCAGGCAGCGGCCCCAUUAGGGACGAGAGCUACAUGCCCAUGAGCCCCAUGUGCGUGUCAGCCCCCAAGCAGAUCAUCAACCCCCGGGGCCACCACGUGCUCCCGGCCGGUGGAUCCAGCAACGGUCACGGUAGCGGUGCCGGGAGCAGCGGCAGCGGUUUCCGGACCAACUCCCCCAGCAGCAGCUGCUCACUCGAGGACAGCGGCUACAUGAAGAUGCUGUGCGGCUCCAAGCUGUCCAUGGAGAGCUCGGACGGAAGACUGGGCAACGGCGAGUACCUCAACAUGUCCCCCGUGGACCCCCACUCCUCCUCCUCCAGCACAGCCACUGUGUCCCUCACCCCGCCCGACUACUUCCUGGCCUCCCUCGGCCCAACCGAGAGACACCAGAUCAAUCAGCAACAACAGUUUCACCCCCACCACCCUUUCCCCUUGCAGCGGGUGCCUUAUUCCUUCAGUUCCCUGCCCCGGUCCUACAAACCCCAGCAUCAUCAUUAUCACCAUCAUCAUCAUCAUCAUCAUCAUAACCAGCAGCAGCAGCAGCUGAAUGGCAACAGCGACCAGUACGUACUGAUGAGUCCCCAGAACCAGAGAAUAUUGGAGGAGCCGUGCGGAGGCGAGUGUGGCAGCGGCUCCUCUCCCUGCAGUCCGCCCGAGGCUCAGGCUUCCCUCCCUUCUCCCUCCUCCACAGCCCCAUCCACGUCCUCCCCCUCCCCCGCCUCCUCCUCCUCCUCAGGACCCUCUCCGGUCAGGCAGAGCCUGGUGCACCACCGGGGCCGUCUGAACAGGCCCUCGCGCCUCUCCUUGGACACCCUACCCACGCUGCCCAGCAUGACGGAGCACCCCGUGAUGAUGCCCGGCGAGCCCAAGAGCCCGGGCGAGUACGUCAACAUCGACUUUGGAACGGCACAGCCCCCCUACUCUCCCCUGAUGUCAGCAUCACCAUCAUCAUCAUCAUCAAAGGCGAAAUCCCAGCCUUGUACAGUGCCCUCUUCUAACAACUCUUCCUCAUCCUCAUCUUCGUCUUCAUCAUCAUCGUCUUCGUCGUCAUCGUCAGCAUCGGAUAGCCCAGUGAACUCGACGCUGGCAGGUUACCCGGGCAGCCAGAGGGGCUCCCUCAUCCUGUCCGACUACAUGAACGUGGACUUGAGCUCGUGCUCGCCCAAGAGGAGCAGCAGCAACAUCGCCUCUUCCUCCUCCGCCUCCGUCGCGGUGGACCCGCUGGACUCGUUACCCGAGCUCUGCCCAUGCAGUGACAAGGACGACGGGGCUGAGGAGGGGGUGAAGGAGGAGAAUGGUGUGAGUGGCAUGUACGCCUCCCUGGCAGCGCCAGUCGUGCCCGGCUUGCCCGCGGCGGCAGCAGUGAACAAGGACGAUUACACAGAGAUGACGUUCGGAGGGGCUGGCUCCCCUGCCAAACCCAUCAGCCUGCACCAGUCCUCUGCCAACAGCGAUGGGGGCUCGUCCGCCAACACCUGCACCACCAGUCCCAGCAUCUGCGUCCAGAGGUUGACACUGGGAGACGUGGCAGCGGCUACCGCCACCCCAACCAUGGGUGCCACCACCAACUGCGGGGGUCUGGAGGCGUUCCUGCUCUCUGGCGGCUCUCCUCCAGUCUCGGACCCCGACCGGGGGGCCAAGGUGAUCCGUGCCGACCCCCAGGGCCGCAGACGCCACAGCUCGGAGACCUUCUCCUCCACCACCACGGUGACGCCCGUCUUCCCCUCCUUCGCCCACCACGGUGCGCGGCGGCACGGCGCCUCCGCCUCGGUGGAGAGCGUGCCGGCGUCGGUGCGCAACAGCGAAAGCGGCGUGGAAGAGGGCGGCAGCAGCAACCACCAUCACAGCGCCUAUGCCCACCACGCUCACCACGCGACCAGCCCCAUGUGCAGGCAGACGUCAGCCGGCUUCCAGAACGGACUCAACUACAUCGCCUUAAACCUGAUGGACGAGGGUGGCCACGGCCUGCCCGCCUCCUGCGACGCCCUGGUGCGCUUCAAGGCCACCAGCUGCUGCAAGGGGGGCAUCAAUGGAAUACACCUCGCCAGCCCCUACGCCAGCCUUGGCUUCAAGGAAACUGCCACAGCUGUGAAAGAUUGACUGACGUAAGAAGAGGAGUGCACACCCUUUUCGGAACAAGGGAGGAGGACAAGGAGAGGAUGACGGAGAGAGAGAGGGAGGGGGUGGGGGUGUCCACACGCCCUGACUGGACUGACUCGACGGAGGGACCUUGGCCGGGAAGGGCAGGGCAAGGAAGGGAAAGGAAGGGAGGCUACUGCAAACCCCCACCACGCCCCCUUUAAUCCUGACCCACCUCGACCCCCCCUCCCCCUCCUCCAGCCCCGCUCCACGCCCCCCGUCGGACAGAUGUACCUUCGUAGCCCCUUGCUCCAGGGGCCCACCCCGCGCUGACCCCUUACCAAGGGGAGCCUUUGGGACUGCAGUUGUCAAGGCAACAUGGGACAAUUGACUGCCCAGCCUGACGACAACAACAACAAAAAAUGGAUCCACGCCCCCCACCCCACUCCACUUCACUCUACUCCAAGUCAAUGACUCUGUCUCUUGCUCCAAAUCACGGACCCAGUGGCACCACCACCGUCACCAUCCCUUUAUUCUGCCUUGCAAUCCCCAAGCCCUUAUCCCCAUUCCCCAAUGGACUUCUGAUGAUCAGGAACUCUCUUUGCUGCUCUUUUCAAUGAGAUAUUAUACUCAUGACUUAAAACAGAAACGAAACAAAAAAAGACUUCACAAAACAUAAAAAUAAUUCUAUUGAGGUACAUGGUGGUAUGUCCUUGUUAAGUUAUGGGUUUUUUUCGUCCUAAGGGAUAGGGUUUGGUUUUUAUUAUUCUUAUAGUAUAUUCCUUUUCACUGGUUUCACAGCUCAGUUUGACUAAAGAGGGUACCAGUGCCUCUGCCCAACACCCCGCAACAACCUGUGAAACAAGGCUGCAAUGAGAAUAAUAUAUGUACGAAAACACACACUGACACACACCAUACACACAGAUGCACAGAUACCAACACACACACACACACACACACACACACACACACACACACACACACACACACACACACACACACACACACACACACACACACACACACACACACACACACACACACUUCCUCUGUCUCUUAGCACACGGCAUGUAUUCAUUUAUUUAUAUAUGUGUGCAAUUACACAUGUGUACCGUAUGUGUGUGGAUUUACUCGCAUGUGUAGUCACAGCACUGCGACCGAGAGGACAUUUCAGAUCUAUCUAUCUUAAAUAAUAUGUAUACAACCCCAACAAAUUCAGCAAGCAGUUGCUUCAAAUAGCCUACCCCUACCUCAGAGUGAGCCAGGAUAUAAAUAUAACACAUAUAUGUGAAAAAACAGAGUAUAUAUUGGGAAAAAUAUAUAUAUAACUAAUUUAUUUUCAGAGCUGAAUGUUUUUGUUCUCCUAAAACACCAAUCCAAAGCCUUAUUGAUUCUUCUGUAAAGUAGUAUUUCUUUUUUUCUCCUCUAAAGAUGAUGCAUAUGGACCUAGACAAAAAAACAUACGACAUACAUCCUUACAAAGAAUAUUAUACAUAUAUAUAUGCCAUUUGUCACGGAAACUGAAUGUCAUGAACCUGCAGUUGAACCCGGCACUUCCAUAAUACAGUAUAAUAUAUAGCAAAAAGUGGCUGUGAUCAAAGAUUUCUUCAGAUCUCUAUAUUACUAAUAAUAAUUAUUAUUAUCCUAAUUUAAAAACAGCUGCAUAAGAUAUUUAUGUGAUUUUUUAAAAGUAUAAUAAUAUUUAUCACCACUCUCAAAGGUCACGAAAAGGAAUACAGGUAGUGAUGAGUGGGUAGCCUGUUGGUUACCAUGCACUCGAAAAACAGGAACAGGUAGAGACGGCAAAGACGCCACACCCUCUUACACCUGUCCGUUUGUGUAUGUGUGUAUUCACCGCUACACCCGCUACAUAGCACAUGUUGAGGUGCUGAUUCAACACCUUAGAGGGUAGGACCAACACUAAAGAGUGUUAAAAGUGACUCUCUUAAGUGUUGAAUCAUUACAUCAAAAUGUGCGGUGUAACUCUCUGGGACAGCAUGGCCUAGGCACAUCUGGACACUUUAGAGACAUGUAACCUUAUCACCUUGAUCCACAGAAUCCCAACUCUCGAUUCCCAACUGACCCAGGCCCCUACAGUGGCUUGAUCCCUAUACACCAGAGACGACUUCUGCCCCUCAGGCAUUUUGUCUGCCCCCCUCUCGUCCAAAACACCCACACGGGGUGAUGACUGACUGGAGUAACUCACUCGGUAGUCAUUCAGUGUCUCCCCCUCACACACAGAUACACGUAGACACACUUACUCAAAAAGAGUUCAGGGCUUGAACACACUGCUGCUCCUCUCUGGAUAGAGGUCCUGACAAUAAGGGGACUGACCGACUUAUCAGAAAACAAACAAAGAAAAAAAGACAGACAGACAGACAGACAAAGCUUGGUCUUGCACUUACAAACUCCGUAGAUUGUAAAACACAAGACACAUUUGAAUGUAGAGCUUUUCUGCCUGCUCCACUGGAGAUAAAUGGACAAAACAUGACGAAAACAGAAGCAAACAAAUAAACAACGGCAAAAACAUGACAAAGACACGAGACAAAACAUAACAAGACAAGACACAACACACCGAGAAAUCAUUAAGAAAGAAAAACAAGAAAAAACAAAACAAAAUGUUUGAAAAAUGUUUCAAAAUGAGAACGCUUGUGACACACCAGUAUGUGUUUUCCAUGCAACGUUUGCCUAAAAAAGUUUGUAAAUACUGUACAGAACAGAGAAUGCAACUGAAAAGUUGUCAUGAUUUUUUUGAGUGUUUUAAGUUAAAAAAAAAGAUAAUAACUUAUGUCUUUUUGUAUAUAAAUGUUUGAAUGAAUGAAUGAAUUCCCCUCAAACAACUAAGCACUAAUGAAGGUACUAGCCAAGCCCUAAUUGGGUUUGGUUUGGUAUGGUUUUUUUUCUUUUUUUUCUUAGCUUUGUACGAUAAAUGCCACUAUGAAAGAUAUUUUAUAAUGCUGUAACAUUGAAAAAAGGAGGUACAUUUUCACUUAUUCAUACGAUGACCGUAAAUCUUGCUACAGAGGUGCAACCCACCGAUGGUAUAUGCAAUAUUUACACUUUUUCUAAAAAAAGAAAAUGAGAAAGAUUAGUUUACAGUAACGAACCAAAUGUCUAAAGAAAAACGUGUGUUAACCUGUUGACGCCUAAAAACCUUUUUUUUUUUUGCUGUGCACAUUUUUUUUCUGCCAACUUUGAGAGAGAAAAGUGUAUUUUGUGUUCCUUUUUUGCUGUUGGAUUCUAACCGUGAUUUUAUCAGUGUUUUCAUUCUGAUUCUGUACGUAAUAUUUUUUCAGUAUCAAGCGGUUGAAUACUUUUUUCCCGAGGCCUGACUGAUCGAUCUUGCUGUGUCUUCCAUUGUACAUGUCAUAUUACUUGCGCAUUGUGAUGCUACUAAAGAUAAUUUAAAACGACUCUAGUCGCAUUAGUAUCGCUUUAGAUCUGUAUUGAUUCUGAAUUAGUCACAUGCAAUAAAAAGUAACAUUAUUUAAGAAAUUCCACAAA